This is a messenger RNA of Phycodurus eques (leafy seadragon), 2512 nucleotides long. Its product is annotated as protocadherin beta-15-like. The transcript has a single exon. Gene Ontology annotation, molecular function: calcium ion binding. The record is from RefSeq and is a predicted model, not a curated record. The coding region runs from base 107 to 2512 and encodes 801 amino acids. Gene Ontology annotation, cellular component: plasma membrane. Gene Ontology annotation, biological process: homophilic cell-cell adhesion. Lineage: Eukaryota; Metazoa; Chordata; Actinopteri; Syngnathiformes; Syngnathidae.
UUGUUCGUCGCGUUAAACGCAGAAGACAAAGGAAAAAUCCGAGUGGGAGCAAAUGAGCUCGUGACUCUUCAAAUUCCAGUUGAGUCAUUUGCGGUUCUGUCAGAGAAUGGCGCAUUUAUACAUUUAUUUCGUGCAAACGUGGAGCUUGGGCUUUUUCUUUGUCUCGGUCGGAUGCGCACACGGAGACCUCAGCUAUUCUGUUCAAGAGGAGCUGAAACGCGGAUCUGUCAUUGGAAAUUUGGCCAAGGAUCUCGGACUGGAUGUGGGGACAUUGUCUGCUCGCAAAGCUCGUGUUGACAUGGAAAAAAACAACAGGCAGUAUUGCGGAAUCAACCUCCGUACAGGGGAUUUAACGGCUGCGGACCGAAUUGACCGCGAGGAGCACUGCGGGGAGAAGCCUUCGUGCGUUCUGAAAUUCGACCUGCUGCUGGAGAAUCCUUUGGAAUUGCACCGUUGGUCUUUGCAAAUUCAGGAUGUGAAUGAUAAUUCUCCCACUUUCUCCAAAGAUUUCAUCAAGCUGGAAAUAAGCGAGUCCGCUGCCAAAGGAGCAAAAUACCGCAUUAAUGCAGCUCAUGACUUGGAUAUUGGAACUAAUUCCGUUCAAAACUACAUUUUGCAGCCAAACUCCAAUUUUGUGUUUCGCAUUCAAACAACCAACGAUGGCAGUAAAUACGGUGAGCUGAUUUUAGAAAAGGAGCUGGACAGAGAAGAGCAGCAGGAAAUGAAAUUAUUGCUGACGGCCGUGGAUGGUGGUUCUCCUCAGCGAUCUGGUACUGUGGUCAUACAUGUCGUCGUACUCGAUGCCAAUGACAACGCCCCAGUUUUCACUCAGGCUGUUUAUACAACCUCUGUGAAAGAAGACGCAGGCCUGAAGACCGCAAUUAUCACCGUGAGCGCAUCGGACGCAGAUGAAGGAAUCAACGGAGAAGUCACAUACGAGUUUAGCCGGCUUUCUGAAAAAGCGAGAAAUAUGUUUUCACUCGAUCAGAAAACUGGAGAAAUUGUUGUGGCGGGCGAAAUAGAUUAUGAAGAUGCAACAAGCCAUGAAGUUUUUGUUGAAGCCAAAGACGGUUAUGGUAUUACCUCUGAGGCAAAAGUCAUUAUUAACAUCAAUGACAUCAAUGACAACGCCCCGGUGAUAAAUAUCAAGUCGCUGACCGACCCGGUGGCGGAGAACGUGCCGCCCGGCACCGAGGUGGCCAUCGUUCACGUGCAGGACAGAGACUCUGAGCGGAACGGGCAGGUCCGCUGCUCCGUCCGACGAGACGUCCCCUUCCGCUUAGUUCCUUCCAUCAAGAACUAUUAUUCUCUGGUGACGAGCGGCCGGCUGGAUCGCGAACUGGUGUCCGAUUACAACAUUACAAUCGGCGCCAGCGACGAGGGCUCUCCUCCUCUGUCCUCCCGGAAAAGUCUUCGCCUGUCCGUCGCCGACGUCAACGACAACCCGCCCGCGUUCGAGCGAGAGUCCUACAGCGCCUACGUGAGCGAAAACAACGAAGCCGGCUCGGCUUUGUGUCGGGUGAGCGCCCGAGACCCCGACCGGAGACAGAACGGCACGGUGGUUUAUUCUCUGUUGGCGGGCGCCGAGGUGAACGGCGCCCCGGCGUCCUCCUACGUAUCGGUGGACGGAGACACGGGGGCCGUCCGCGCCGCGGGCUCCUUGGAUUACGAAGACUUGAGGAGUUUUCGAGUCCACGUGGUGGCCAGAGACAAGGGUUCUCCUCCGCUGAGCAGCAACGUGAGCGUCAGCGUGUGGAUACGGGACGUGAACGACAACUCUCCUCAGAUACUGUACCCCGCCCCGGAGGGCGACUCCUUCGUGACCGAGCUGGUCCCCAAAGCUGCGCACGGAGGCUCCGUGGUGUCCAAAGUGAUAGCGGUGGACGCCGACUCCGGACAGAACGCCCGGCUGUCCUAUCAUAUAGUCAAGUCCACGGAUCCGGGACUUUUCGCCAUCGGUCUCCACAGUGGAGAGAUCAGGACCCGGCGGGACAUUUGCCAAUCUGACGGCGUGAAGCAGAACCUGAUGGUGGCGGUGAAAGAUAACGGACAGCCCCCUCUCUCCGCCACCUGCUCCGUGUUUUUACUUCUUUCCGAUAACUUUGCCGAGUUGCCGGAACUCAUGGACGUUUCCUCCGACGAGCGGGAGAAGAAUUCCAAAGUCACCUCUUAUCUGACGGUGGCGCUGGUGUCCGUGUCCGCCUUCUUUGUGACCUUCAUGGCGGCGGUCCUGGCUGGGAGCUUUUGCCGCAGGAGAAAGCCCAGACUGUCGUCGGACGGAGCGGUCGCCGUCCCCGGCGCGUACCUCCCUCCUGAUUACGCAGAUGUCGACGGCGCGGGAACUUUACGCGGCGCCUACGACUACGACGCCUACUUGACGACGGGCUCCAGGACCAGCGACUUCAACUUUGUGCGUUCUUACGACGACGACACGCUGCCCGCUGACCGCGCGCUCGCGAAGAGUCCCAGCGACUUCGAUGACGAGCUUCGCGAUUCUUUCGACCCACUCUGA